AAAAAAAUUUGUUUUAUUAGAGAUGGUAAGAACAUCCAUUAAUUUUUCUAGGUGCUUGGGAAGUUUGUUGAAGUUGGAAGAGUUGUCAAGAUCAACUAUGGUCCAUAAGAAGGCAAAUUGGCCACUAUUGUUGAAAUCCUCAACGACAAGAGAGUCCUCAUUGAUGGACCAACCACAGGUGUGUAAAGAUAGGUCAUCCCAAUCAGAAGAUUGACACUUACCAAAUUCAAUCUUAAAGGUGCCACAAGAGGUGCUAGAACCGGUGUGAUUACCAAGGCAAUUAAAAAGAGUGACCCAUUUGCACAAUAUCAAAAUACUAUUGCUGCCAAGAAAGUUGCCAAGAAAGCUUUAAGAGCUAAAUUAACAGAUUUUGAUAGAUUUAGAGUUAUGAUUCUCAGAAAGAGAGUAAUGCUAUUUUCAAUUAUUAAAAUAGAGAAGUGCACUCCUCAGUACCUAACUUAAAGCUUUGAGAAAGAAUAAUGCAGGUGGAAAAGCAGCAGCUUAAGCUAAAGGAGGAAACAAGAAAAAAUGAAAAAGCUUAAUAUAAAAUAAGUAUAUUAAUCAUGUGAAAUACAAAAUCAAA
Molecule: messenger RNA, 583 nt
Organism: Paramecium octaurelia
Lineage: Eukaryota; Ciliophora; Oligohymenophorea; Peniculida; Parameciidae
Source: the annotation of a GenBank genome assembly